Sinocyclocheilus grahami is the source of this 4246-nucleotide messenger RNA. Its product is annotated as protein bicaudal D homolog 2-like. Gene Ontology annotation, biological process: protein localization to organelle; microtubule anchoring at microtubule organizing center; regulation of microtubule cytoskeleton organization. Gene Ontology annotation, molecular function: cytoskeletal adaptor activity; dynactin binding; dynein complex binding. Gene Ontology annotation, cellular component: Golgi apparatus; cytosol. The record is from RefSeq and is a predicted model, not a curated record. Bases 221 to 2638 code for a protein of 805 amino acids. Lineage: Eukaryota; Metazoa; Chordata; Actinopteri; Cypriniformes; Cyprinidae. The transcript is spliced from 10 exons.
UCCAAGGAAAGCCUCUCCUGGCUGCUCCUCCGCUGCACGUUAUUGAGGAGCGGAGCGGAGCCGGAUCCGUCAUGGAGCAGCUUUAGGAGAGGUACAGCACAAGCUCCUCUAGCCCUGCACAGAAAUCACACCCCGGCGGGAGUCUAUCAGCGACGGCGGGCGACAGCGGGGUCAUGCGGUGCGCGGACAGCUGAAUCUGAACGCGUCCGCCGUUACAAAGAUGAGCGCGGAGCAGCAGCGCGACGCGACGCGGGCGGAGGUGCAGCGGCUGUCCCGGGAGCUGGCGGAGACCACGCGGGAGAAGAUCCAGGCGGCGGAGUACGGGCUCGCGGUGCUGGACGAGAAGCAGCGGCUGAAGCAGCGGUACGACGAGCUGGAGGCGGAGCACGAGACCGUCCGCCGGGAGCUGGAGCAGCUGCGAGAGGCGUUUGGACAGGCCCACUCCAACCACAGGAAGGUGGCGGCUGAUGGCGAGAGCCGCGAGGAGUCGCUGAUCCAGGAGUCGGCGUGUAAGGAGGCGUAUUACGAGCAGCGCAUGCAAGAGCUGCAGGCAGAGCUGCGACAAGCACGUAACAUCCUGACCAACGUCCAGUCAGAGAACGAUCGGCUCGCCACCAUCACUCAGGAACUCCAAGAGAGCAGUCAGAUGGUGGAGCUGCAGAGGUCUCGUCUGCACGACGACAUCAAGGAGUUCAAGUUCAGAGAGGCUCGUCUGCUGCAGGACUACAGCGAACUCGAGGAGGAGAACAUCACCCUGCAGAAGCAUGUUUCUGUCUUAAAACAGAGCCAGGUUGAGUUUGAGGGUCUGAAACAUGAAAUUCGUCGUCAGGAGGAAGAUACCCAGUUUCUGAACAGCCAGUUGGAAGACGCCAUCCGUCUGAAGGAGAUCGCAGAGAGGCAGCUUGGGGAGGCGCUGGAAACCAUCAAGACUGAGAGGGAGCAGAAGGCCGCCUUAAGAAAGGAGUUGUCGCAGUACAUGACCAUCGGAGACUCGAUGUACCACAGUCCUUUGAGCAUCUCCCUCGAUGGGCUGAAGUUCAGCGACGACACCUCAAUCGAGCCCAACAACGACGAACCCCUCCACAUCUAUGAGAAUGGCUUUGACAAGAUCGACAACAACGACAACCGUGUUUCCACUCCCAAAAAAGGAGAGCGGUUCCACCCUUCCUCCAGCCUCGUGGACAAUCUGCUGAAUGAGCUCAACAUCUCAGAGAUCCAGAAGCUCAAACAACAGCUGCUGCAGGUGGAGCGGGAGAAGGUGACGCUGCUGUCGACCCUGCAGGAGUCUCAGAAGCAGCUGGAGCAGGCUCACGGAGCGCUAUCUGAGCAGCAUGAGAAGGUCAGCCGUCUCACCGAGAACCUCAACGCCGUCCGCAAACUCCAGGCCAGCAAAGAGCGCCAGUCCGCUCUGGACAACGAGAAGGAUCGCGACAGCCAUGAGGACAGUGAAUACUAUGAGGUGGACAUCAACGGCCCCGAGAUCCUGGAGUGCAAGUACAAGGUUGCUGUGUCUGAGGCGAGUCAACUGAAGGAGGAGCUCAAAACGUUAAAGGCAGAACAUUCAGCCUGUCAAUCUCAGUAUAAGGAGGAGCGGGCGCAGCUGGAGAGCCAGGUUGCAUCUUUAAGCACACAAUUCACUUCUCUGGAGCGCAGCAGCAGAGCCGACCGUGAGCAGCUGGCGUGGCUGGAGAAAGAGCUCCGUCAAGCCAGCGAAGUGGCAGGCGAAUCCCAGGGCAGCCUUAACAUCGCACAAGAUGAGCUUGCCACCUUCAGCGAGGAGCUAGCCAACCUCUACCAUCACGUAUGCAUGUGCAACAACGAAACGCCGAACCGCAUCAUGCUCGACUACUACCGCGAAGGUAAGGCUGGCGUUAAUGGCACACAGACCACAGGCUGGGGCAGCCCUGACAGUCGCGGACGCCGCUCUCCCAUCCUGCUGACCCGUGGCCUCUUCCCCAGCGACGGAGCUUCGUCUCCGGUCUCCUCCAUCCCGUCCCCGGUGCCUGAUCCCCGCAAAGAGCCCAUGAACAUCUAUAACCUGGUGGCUAUCAUCCGUGACCAGAUCAGACACCUGCAGCUAGCGGUGGACCGCACCACCGAGCUCUCGCGCCAGCGCAUGGCUUCCCUGGAGCUGGGUCUCGGGGCAGACCGAGACCAGGAGGCCAGCGUGGAGGAGAUCCUCAAACUCAAAUCACUCCUCAGCACCAAGAGGGAGCAGAUAGCCACGCUGAGGACCGUCCUGAAGGCCAACAAACAGACCGCUGAGGUGGCGCUGGCCAACCUGAAGAGCAAAUAUGAGAACGAAAAGGCCAUGGUGACUGAAACCAUGAUGAAGCUUCGCAACGAGCUCAAAGCCCUAAAAGAGGACGCAGCCACUUUCUCCUCACUCAGGGCCAUGUUUGCCACGCGCUGUGACGAGUACGUGACUCAGUUGGAUGAGAUGCAGAGGCAGCUGGCUGCUGCGGAGGAUGAGAAGAAGACACUGAACUCCCUCCUCCGUAUGGCCAUCCAGCAGAAGCUGGCGCUCACCCAGCGCCUGGAGGACCUGGAGUUCGACCACGAGCAGACCCGCCGCGGCGGAGCCAACGGCCGCUCCAAGACCGCCUCCUCGCGCGGGAAACCCACCCACUCCCACUAACGUUCAGCCGGAGCUGGCACUCAACAUUGCACCACUGCCUACAAACCCAGUAAACCGUCUUGGACCUACUUUUUGGGUUCUUUUUACACACAUGGGAAGCCAGAGGUCACAAAGUCCUGAAUACUUUAAUGCUUAAAAUUCAACUACAAAAAAAAAAAAGAACAUGGGCACAUUCAUCGAUGUUUUGAGAUUUUGUAACCUUUGAUCUUUUACUAUAAGGCUAUAUUGCUUUUUAUUAUAUUAGUCUAUAGCUUGAGGUGAGUCUGUUCACGUAUUUUACACUACUAUUUUAAGAGUAUUCGAUUUCAUCAUGUAUGUCCUCUGUAAGCAGAGCUCAACGUCACGGAUUCAUAACUCACAUGAUCCAUAUGCUCCAGUUCUGUCAUCUUUAUUAAUGAGUCCAUAAGAUUAUCUAUGUGUUGUACUGAAAUGUUAUGUUUCUCACAUUGACACAUUUUACGGCCACGCUUUAAUGCUGGGCUUUCGUCUAUUUAUUAUUACUGUUAUUUUGUCUAUAUAGGAAUAUUUCAAAGUGAACAAAUAAAAAAAAAAAGUGGCUUAAUCUAAUCGGAAGGCUUUGGUUAAACAAAACCAGCGAAUCGAUAAAAAACUGAAUGGAUUUUUUCAUAACACUUCACAAUAAGGUUCAAAUAACAAACAAUGCAGCAUUUAUUCAUCUAGUAUCAUUACUUUAUAUAGGAAUGUGUUUUAUAACAUUGUAUAAAUGAACAUUAGGUUAACGUAUUAUGAUCAAACGUGAAUUAACAAUAAACGAGAAUAUUCAUAUAUUAACAUUAACCUGGAUGCAUCAAGAACUGUACCUUAUUGUAAAUGUUCAUGAUUUUUCUUUCGUUCGUUUCAAGCACCUUCGCUCAAGCUUUACAUGGGUCACUGACCUUCUGCAUUCUGUACAAGAAGAAAUGAAUUCAUUCCAAAUUGGAAUGCUGUAAUUCUCUCUACUAUCGUGCCAAGUGUCGGUACAUCGUUUGGGUUGGUGUUAAAAGGAUCAGAAGCGCUGAGACGAGGGUCUGCCCUGCUUUACCUUACCCUCAGUUUGGUUCAUUUUUCCGUUUAUGAUCUUCAUUCUGACCAUUAGUGCCUUUUUGUUCUUUGAAGAGAGAAUCCUAGCUUAGCGUUUAGUUUUUGUAUUUAAUUUUUCUCAUUCCUUAAGGAAGAGCAGAUGACUUGUUCUAAACUUAGCAGCAGCAAUAAGUACAGAAGACAUUCAUUCUGUUUUCAAGGGUGUGAAGAUAUCAAUGAUUAGAGAAAUAAAACCGAUUGUACUGAAUCCGUCAGGUCAGUGAUCCUAAGAGCAAAUUCAGGGGUUUUAGAAAACGUUAUGUUUCGUCAGAUGGUUUGAAGCCAGAAUUAUCGUUUGCCUCAAUAUGAACAAAAAUUUUGAGACACGAAACUUGUGUGGUGUUUUGUUGUCGGAGACUGGUGUUAUUCUAGCUUUGUAUGGUGAGGUAGCUGAGGUCAUGUGAUAUCGAUAGUAUUGUUAACAAUUGUGAGAAAGCUUGUGUCCUCUUUCUGUUCAAUUGUUUUAUUUUUUAUACAUUUUUCACAUGGUUAUAUGAGCAUUACAAAUUCAGGAAACAGAAAACAUGU